This is a messenger RNA of Phialemonium atrogriseum, 1326 nucleotides long. RefSeq lists its product as uncharacterized. The transcript has 4 exons. Gene Ontology annotation, molecular function: enzyme activator activity; mRNA binding. NCBI's taxonomy places the organism in Eukaryota, Fungi, Ascomycota, Sordariomycetes, Cephalothecales, Cephalothecaceae. The record is from RefSeq and is a predicted model, not a curated record. Bases 1 to 1326 code for a protein of 441 amino acids. Gene Ontology annotation, cellular component: P-body. Gene Ontology annotation, biological process: deadenylation-independent decapping of nuclear-transcribed mRNA; deadenylation-dependent decapping of nuclear-transcribed mRNA; positive regulation of catalytic activity.
AUGAGCCGAACAACGCCGCGCAAGUCGCGGCAUCGCCAUCACCCGAGCAGCGGCGGUCCCCAUACAGUCCCAGCAUCUGACUACGAAUCGGAUGCGGCGCACUACAUGGAAUCUCGAGACCUUCCUCCGGCCGCGCAACUCCCCCACCGAACAAACACAGACCUCAACCUCGGCGUCCUGCGCCGCUACCUCCCGAGCAUCACAGGCAUCGUCUCCAUCGCCGCGAACGCCGUCGUGUACAACUUUUCGCCGACGUCACAGAGCUGGGACAAGACGAGCGUCGAGGGGACGCUGUUCGUGUGCGAGCAAGAGCCGCGGGUGAUAGCAGGACUCACAAUACUGCGGGCAUGCGUGUUUGUUCUCAACCGGCGCGGGCUUAACAACCUCGUCGUGGAACUCAACAAGGCGAGCGUGUGCGAGGCUUCGGACGAGCUGAUCAUGUUCAACGUGGAGAACGCGAGUGGUGUGGCGACGGAGGAAGACGGGGGAGACACACAGGUCAUCGGGAUCUGGAUCCACGCAGAUCAGGAUGACACGCGCCAGGUCAACAUGGCCGUCAUCCAAGAGGCCUGGCGCCGGGUCCGGCUGAUCGACCGAGAAGACACGGCGGCUGGAAUGUCGAACGAAGCGCUGGCAGAACAAGCAGAGCUGAACUCGAGUCGGGACAAGGUCACGGGCCGGAGACUCAGCAUCUCCGAUCUCUUCGGGCAGAAAAAAGGGAACGCUACAUACCUCCACACGCUGGUGCAGGGCCAGAUUGAGUCAAUCUCAGCUUUCCACACGUGGCUCAACAACCACGUUCCAGAAGCGCCCGGUUGUCAGGAGGUAGCUUCGGCAAUCAGGGAACACCUCGCAAGCCACAAGGCACUAGUCCUCGGCGCCGAACAGACGCUCGCUUGGCCGACUUCCAAUCCGUCGUGCUGGGGUCCAAUCCGAUGCCGCCAUGCCAGCCCUGAUGGCCCCGCCUUCUCCAUCACCGGGCCGGCGCCCGGGGAUCGCUUCGAGGUAAGUGCGGCUGGCCGUGCUGAUGCUGCUGCUUCUCUCGAGAAGUUCGUCAGUUACAUUUCCAAGAUGUCCGAGAACCUCGCUGCCGGAGAAGCCCAGAUAAGGAGGCUCAUCGACAUCAUUUCUGAGCUGGAGGAACUGCAACUCGGGUGCAGUGGCCCUCCUCAAGCCACCGUCCAAAAGCACAUCCGUCUGCUGCAGCAAUACAAUGACGUUAAGGAUAUUGGCCAGCAGCUCAUUGGGCUCAUUGCCGAGAAUAGGGGCGUGCCCGUUGGGUCGCUCUACGAAUUUGGCCAAUACGGUGUCACCCGGGAGGACUAA